AAUUAGCGGAAGUCAUCGCUUCAGCGGAAACCUGACUGUCAUUUGCUGUUUCUGGCUCCUUCUUGCUACCGGGAACUGAUCCAUAAAGAAGCUCUGUUUGGACCAGAACCCGACUCAGACUUCCAGGAUGUCGGAGGAAAACAUUUUCCUCUUCGUCCCGAAUUUAAUCGGUUAUGCCCGUGUGGUUUUGGCCCUGCUCUCCUUCUACCUGAUGCCCUGCUGUCCGUGGCCGGCCGUCUUCUGCUACCUGCUCAGCGCUCUGCUGGAUGCGUUUGAUGGUCAUGCUGCACGAGCACUCAACCAGUCCACCAAGUUUGGAGCCAUGAUGGACAUGCUGACGGACCGCUGCGCCACCAUGUGUCUGCUGGUCAACUUGUCGCUGCUCUACCCGUCUUACACCUUCCUGUUCCAGCUCAGCAUGUGUCUGGACAUCGCCAGCCACUGGCUGCACCUGCACAGCUCCACCAUAAAAGGAUCAGCCAGCCACAAAACCAUCGACCUCUCUGGAAACCCCGUCCUCCGGCUCUACUACACGUCAAAGCCGGUGCUGUUUGUGAUGUGCUCCGGGAACGAGCUCUUCUUCUGUCUGCUCUACAUCCUGCAUCACAUGGAGGAGCCUGCAGCCUGGCUCUACUGGCUGCAGGGACUCUGUGGGAUCAUCUGCCUGCUGAAGUCCGGCAUCAGCGGCCUGCACCUCGUCACCGCCUCCCAGAACAUGGCUGCCCUGGACGCCGCUGAGCGGAGUAACGCAGCGAAGAAGCAGUGAGGUCAGGAGAGGGCAACAAAUCCACUUUGUUCUCUGAAGGGUCGCAGGAGAACGUCUACGUGAUUUUAGAGAUGAUUUAUGACCAAAUAUUUGGACAAAAAAUUCCCAAACCAGUCGGGUCUGGAAAGAUUUUGGAGUUUUUUUAUUUAUUGAUUUAUUUUAGGACCUCGUGGUGACGAAGAAAAUUCGUCAUAAUGAGAGUUUGUUGUUAUACUUGAUUUGUUAAACGGCACUGAAGGACAAAUCCCAGGACACAACCCACCACAGCACAAUCCGUCACGUGAUAUCACAACAUGCCAAGACAAAACAUGUCACAUGACAUCAAGUCAUGAUACAUACAUUAUGUCAGGACACGUCACGUUGUGUCAGGAUACAUCACAGCACAGGCCAUCAUAUGACCUCACGACAUGCCCCAUCAUGUUAGAACACAUCAUUUCAUAUCUACACGCCAGGACACAUGUCAUGUCAGCACAUGACACAGCAAAUUACAGCACGAUCUGUCUUGUGAUAUCCUGACACAUCACAUCAGAACACUUCAUGACAUGAUCUGUCCUGACACCAUCCUAACAUGGCAUGUCAGGACCCAUCAUGUCACAGCACAUCGCAGCAUGCCUCGUCAUGGCAAAGCAGAAUUUCUCGUGUCAUAUUGCAUCAUAUCAGGACCCAACAUGGUACACCCUGUCACGUCACAGCGUAAAACGUUGCGUCAUGCUAGAACGGUUCUACCGGGUACAAAAAAUAGAUUUUCUUUACUAAGAGCAUGUCCUAAAUUCAGUCCAAACCUGGUGGACGCUCACAGUAACCGACAUCAAGCCGUUUAAUGGCCGACAAACAAUUUCCCUUCAAAUUUAAGUCACAUUUAAAGGUCCCAUAUUAUACAAAAAUUACUUUCUAAAGGUUUUCUAACAGUCACAUGUGUCCUCAUAGCCUGUGUUUGAGGCCCCAAAACAAGAAAAUUCUGUCUCCUCUCUCACUUGCUCCACUUUCAGCGAAUGUGUGCUCAAACGCAAGUCUGAGAUCUUUCUCUUUGUGUCCUCACAAAGGGAAAUAACCUCUACCCCGGUAGUAAAUACUUCCGUUGACCCGCCCCCUCCCAGCUAACUGAGCCUGCCCUUUAAAAUCACCGAGCAGGCACCAGCAAAAGUGGGAUCUUGUCCCAGAGAGGGGCAUGGAUACGAACCACUUAUAAACAUUUAAAGGUUCAGACACAGAAACAGCCCGUUCCCUGUAGAGCUCACUAUGGCUGAAAUUUAAAGACCAAGGCUGAAUUUGGAGAUAUGCACUUAGAAAACAAAGUUGCUGGACCUACCCAUAUGAAGUUGUUGAGAGAAUGGUUAAUAUGGGACCUUUAAGGAGGAAACAGAUAUCGUGUCUCUUCCUCUGAGCAACCCAUGCCUCCUCCAUCUGAGACAAAUCACAGGAUUUAAUUUAUUUCUUGUCCUGCUCAUUCCUGAAAUCAGAAAAUACGUCCUGCUCAAGUUCCAGACUUGUUGCGACAGAGCUGCAUGUGAGAAAGCAAAGGUGCUUCCCAAAGUCGAGGAAGGACCCGGAACAGCCUCGUUUCCGCCUCGUCCAAUCUCCCUGAGACUGUUGGUCGACUCAGUCCUUCAACCUCAGCAGUGCUUCUGCAUCUUUUAAGUACCCACAAUCCUUUGCAGAUGAACAAUCAGAGGCUGAGGAAAUGCAGAUUUGAGGUUUUUUGUUUAUACUGUGUGGUGUAAAACAAGGCUGGGAAGCUGCAGCAGAUGGAGGGAGGCCAGCUUCCCCAGUGUCCAUGUCCACGUGUCCUCCCAGCGCCUGCUUAAAUGAAUGUAUCAUCUAAAACGCGUCUGAGGGAAACAUCUCGACUUUGAGAAGCACCUUAAACGCCCCGACUUCCUCCAUUUGAUGAAAACAUUCUGCACUUCUGCAGAUCCCGGAUAUUUCCAGGAGCUUUUCCCAGCGUCUCGCUUUCUGAUAAGAAUUCCGGUUAUUUCUUCAUCAGACGUUUGGACCCGAGCCGCCGUCGCCCCGACCGUCCGGAGAACUCAGCCGCCGCUCGUGUUCCUGUCGGCAGCGAGAGUGAAAACGUCAUUCCUCCUCCUUUUUUGGGGGAUUUGAUCCCUCUUUUCUCGUUAGGCAGCAUCUUUUUUGUUAUUAAAGACGACGUGAACGCGCUGCGCUCGGCGCGUGUGCUGAAAUAUUCCUGUUUGUAGUUGCAUCCGAGCUGUUUGUUUUUCCUGCUUACGUCCAGAUUCCCGCUGGUGUUUUCCUCUUGUUCAGGUGGUUGUUGGUGCUUAUUUGAAAUGUACAAUUUCUUUUUUUUAAUAUGGUUUAAGAGGUUUUCUUUAUUCAUAGGAACACGUGAGGAGCACCAAGUAUUAUGUCGGUGUGAUUGAGUUCACUUUUUAGAAUGUAUUAAACUGAAAGUGUAUUUCUACAUCAAAGUAUAAAGCUAUAUUUAAGAGAAAUGUAGUAAUUUAAAUAUUUGAAGUUUUUUUUGUGUUUAAAUGUCCUGUAAUAGCAGCUGCAGAAUAAAGAGACACUGAACACUU
Molecule: messenger RNA, 3300 nt
Organism: Melanotaenia boesemani (Boeseman's rainbowfish)
Lineage: Eukaryota; Metazoa; Chordata; Actinopteri; Atheriniformes; Melanotaeniidae
Gene: cdipt
Product: CDP-diacylglycerol--inositol 3-phosphatidyltransferase (phosphatidylinositol synthase)
Exons: 6
Coding region: 128-766 (212 amino acids)
Biological process (GO): phosphatidylinositol biosynthetic process
Cellular component (GO): membrane; Golgi apparatus
Molecular function (GO): CDP-diacylglycerol-inositol 3-phosphatidyltransferase activity
Source: RefSeq, a predicted model, not a curated record